Zalophus californianus (California sea lion) is the source of this 20453-nucleotide messenger RNA. RefSeq names its product zinc finger protein 292 (gene ZNF292). Gene Ontology annotation, cellular component: nucleus. The transcript is spliced from 9 exons. Bases 683 to 8854 code for a protein of 2723 amino acids. Lineage: Eukaryota; Metazoa; Chordata; Mammalia; Carnivora; Otariidae. Gene Ontology annotation, molecular function: DNA binding; DNA-binding transcription factor activity, RNA polymerase II-specific. The record is from RefSeq and is a predicted model, not a curated record. Gene Ontology annotation, biological process: regulation of transcription by RNA polymerase II.
GUUGGCUAUCACUUAAUUUAGAAAUGUUUUCGUGGUUUAAAAAUCAUCUGAUUACAACGUCCACAAUUUCACAGAGCGAAAUCUUUUAAGCUGUGCUUGUCAUGAGUUCGCUCCGUUUUCCAGACUGAGGAUUUGAACCUCAUUCUGCUCUGAUCCAAUUGUUAUUUUCCUUUGUUGCCUCCACCCCCUAGAGAUUGUGUUUCCAAGGGAGAGGCGUUCUUGGGGCUGAAGAGGAGAGCCUGGUGGGAUGAGAUGUGGCACCUCAGGAACUAGAUCCCUCCUCCCCCGCCUGGUGAGAAGGCACAGACAAUUUUGACAGCUCGUAGACCGGCUUUGGCUCUCACGCUUGCGGUCCAUGGGUAGGUUUUACCUUCUCCCUUUUCCCCUGUUCUGGCUUGCCUACAGGCCAACCGCAUAUGCAGCCAUUGCCCCAGCCCACCCAGAGCUUUCUCUCACCCAUCCUCUUGGGGAACUGGGGCAAAUGUCCGUAGAAGACUUCGCGGAUUGGGGCAAGGGACGCCGGAAUCGGGACACUCGAGAGGGCAGCCCCUCCCCAGGCUUUCCCCCACCCCCAGUCGCGGGGCCCACGUGACCGAGAGCAGGCCUCCACCGGCCCGCCCCUUUCGGCCGCUGCAGCCCACUUCCCGCUCCGGGUGCGUACGCGACGGAGCGGGGUGUGAAGAUGGCGGACGAAGAGGCCGAGCAGGAGAGGUUGAGUCGCGGCGGAGGCGGUUGCGUCGCGGAGCUGCAGCGCCUGGGUGAGCGGCUCCAGGAGCUGGAGCGACAGCUGCGGGAGAGCCGCGUGCCGGCCGUGGAAGCGGCCACGGAGUACUGUCAGCAGCUGUGCCAGACACUCCUUGAAUAUGCAGAGAAAUGGAAAACUUCAGAAGAUCCUUUACCUUUAUUGGAGGUAUACACAGUGGCUAUCCAAAGUUAUGUUAAAGCCCGACCUUAUCUUACCUCUGAAUGUGAAAAUGUAGCAUUGGUUCUGGAACGCUUGGCAUUAAGCUGUGUUGAACUUUUACUGUGUCUGCCUGUUGAGUUAUCAGAUAAACAGUGGGAACAAUUUCAGACACUGGUGCAGGUAGCUCAUGAAAAGCUGAUGGAGAAUGGCAGCUGUGAAUUGCAUUUUUUAGCUACUCUAGCUCAAGAGACUGGGGUGUGGAAAAACCCGGUACUGUGCACUAUUCUUUCCCAGGAACCAUUGGAUAAGGAUAAAGUGAAUGAAUUUUUAGCUUUUGAGGGUCCCAUCUUGUUGGAUAUGAGAAUUAAACAUCUAAUCAAAACCAAUCAGUUAAGUCAAGCAACUGCUCUAGCAAAGCUGUGUUCUGACCAUCCAGAGAUUGGUACAAAAGGUAGUUUUAAGCAAACUUACCUUGUUUGUCUUUGUACAUCAUCACCAAAUGAAAAGUUAAUCGAAGAGAUUUCAGAAGUUGAUUGCAAAGAUGCACUAGAAAUGAUUUGUAACUUAGAAUCUGAGGGUGAUGAAAAAAGUGCUCUUGUCUUAUGUACUGCAUUUUUAUCACGUCAGCUCCAACAAGGAGAUAUGUACUGUGCUUGGGAACUCACUCUCUUUUGGAGUAAAUUACAGCAAAGAGUAGAACCAUCUAUACAAGUGUACCUAGAAAGAUGUCGGCAACUGUCUCUGUUAACCAAGACGGUAUAUCACAUUUUCUUCCUGAUUAAAGUUAUUAAUUCAGAGACUGAAGGGGCUGGACUUGCCACCUGUAUAGAAUUAUGUGUAAAAGCCCUUCGUUUGGAAUCUACAGAAAAUACUGAAGUGAAAAUAUCUAUUUGCAAGACCAUUUCGUGCUUGUUGCCUGAUGAUCUGGAAGUUAAACGUGCUUGUCAACUGAGUGAAUUUCUUAUUGAGCCUACAGUAGAUGCAUAUUAUGCUGUGGAAAUGCUGUAUAACCAGCCAGACCAGAAAUAUGAUGAAGAGAAUCUUCCAAUACCAAAUUCUCUACGCUGUGAGCUCUUACUUGUAUUGAAAACUCAGUGGCCCUUUGAUCCAGAAUUCUGGGAUUGGAAAACAUUAAAACGACAAUGUCUUGCAUUAAUGGGAGAAGAAGCAUCUAUUGUGUCUUCAAUAGAUGAACUAAACGACAGUGAAGUUUAUGAGAAAGUAGUGGACUACCAGGAAGAGAUUAAAGAAACUUCUGUGAAUGGACUUUCUGAUGGAAUUGGUGCUAAUUCUGGCCUUCUUAAAGACAUCUGUGAUGAAAAGCAGAAGAAGAGAGAGAUAAAACAAUUAAGAGAGAGGGGAUUUAUUUCUGCUAGGUUUAGGAAUUGGCAAGCCUACAUGCAAUAUUGUGUGCUAUGUGACAAAGAAUUCCUUGGUCAUAGAAUAGUACGACAUGCUCAAAAACAUUACAAAGAUGGGAUUUACAGUUGCCCUAUAUGUGCAAAGAACUUCAAUUCUAAAGAAACUUUUGUCCCUCAUGUCACAUUGCAUGUUAAACAAUCUAGUAAAGAGAGACUAGCAGCUAUGAAACCACUAAGAAGACUGGGAAGGCCACCUAAGAUCGCAACUACCAAUGAGAAUCAGAAGACUAAUGCUGUGACCAAGCAGGAACAGCGGCCUAUAAAAAAGAAUAGUCUCUAUUCAACAGACUUCAUAGUAUUUAAUGACAAUGAUGGUUCAGAUGAUGAGACUGAUGACAAAGAUAAAUCUUAUGAACCAGAAGUGAUCCCAGUCCAGAAACCAGUACCUGUUAAUGAAUUUAAUUGCCCUGUAACUUUUUGUAAAAAGGGCUUUAAGUACUUUAAAAAUUUAAUUGCUCAUGUAAAGGGGCAUAAGGAUAAUGAAGAUGCCAAGCGCUUUCUUGAAAUGCAAAGCAAAAAAGUUAUUUGCCAGUACUGUAGACGGCAUUUUGUAAGUGUUACUCAUCUUAAUGAUCACCUACAAAUGCACUGUGGCAGUAAACCAUAUAUCUGUAUACAGAUGAAAUGUAAGGCUGGUUUUAAUAGUUACGCAGAGCUCUUAACACACCGAAAGGAACAUCAAGUCUUUAGAGCAAAGUGUAUGUUUCCUAAAUGCGGCAGAAUUUUUUCAGAAGCUUAUUUACUGUAUGAUCAUGAGGCACAGCAUUACAAUACCUAUACUUGUAAGUUCACAGGUUGCGGUAAGGUUUAUCGUUCUCAGAGUGAGCUAGAAAAGCAUCUGGACGAUCACAGUACUCCUGAAAAAAUGCUGCCUCCUGAAGACCAACAUAUUUCAUCUGGAGAUUGUGUUCAGCCUUCUAAAGUGAAUCCGAACACAGAAGUUAGCAUCGAGAAAGAGGGGUCUGUGCUUCCCUCAGAAAAUAAUAUUGAAAACACCAUACCGGCAGAUAGAAGUGAUGCUUGGGAUAAAAGCAAAGCAGAAUCAGCUGUGACCAAACAAGACCAGAUUUCUGCAUCAGAGCUCAGGCCAGCUGAUGGACCAUUGUCAAAUGGUUUGGAAAACCCUGUGACUACUCCUCUGCUUCAGGCCAGUGAAGUAGCUGUAUCCAUUAAAGUGUCCCUCAAUCAGGGGAUCGAGGAUAACUUUGGAAAGCAAGAAAACUCAACUUUGGAAGGCACUGCUGAAUCACUGGUCACAGACUUACAUACACCAGUUAGAGAUACUUGUAGUGAUUUGUGUCGUCCAGGUUUUCAAGAAAGAAAACAGGAUUGCUUUAAUGAAGCCCAGAUUACUCAGAAUUCUUUAGUAAAUUCAGAAACCCUCAAAAUAGGUGACCUUACCCCACAAAACUUAGAAAGACAAGUGAACAGCCUGAUGACCUUUUCUGUGCAAAAUCAGGCAGGAUUUCAAAACAGUUUACCAGCUUCCAAGUUUGAGUGUGGAGGUAAUGUUAAAACAUCAUCCAAUCUUUAUAAUUUACCUCUUAAGACAUUGGAAAGUAUCACAUUUGUUCCACCACAGCCCAACCCAAGUAGUUCUUUAGGAACUCCAUCAGUGCCUCCAAAAGCGCCAGUUCAGAAAUUCAGUUGCCAGGUUGAGGGAUGUACUCGAACCUAUAAUUCUUCACAGAGUAUUGGGAAACACAUGAAGACAGCACACCCUGACCAGUAUGCUGCAUUUAAAAUGCAGCGCAAAAGUAAAAAAGGUCAGAAAUCUAACAACUUAAAUACACCAAAUAAUGGAAAGUUUAUUUAUUUUUUGCCAUCACAGGUGAGCAGCUCUAACAAUGCAUUUUUUACACCACAGACCAAAGCCAACGGGAAUCCUACUUGUUCAAAUCAGUUGCAGCAUGUCUCGCCUUCCAUUUUUCCAGCUCAUUUAACAAGUGUGUCAACUCCGCUGUUGCCCUCAGUGGAAAGUGUCAUAAAUCCAAAUAUACCUUCUCAGGAUAAAAAUGAACAAGGUGGUGGUAUUAUAUGUUCCCAAAUGGAAAAUUUAUCUACUACUACCUUGCCAGCACAAAUGGAAGAUCUAACCAAAACAGUUUUGCCUUUGAAUAUUGACAGUGGCUCAGAUCCUUUCCUUCCUCUACCUGCAGAAAGUAGUUCAAUGUCUCUCUUCCCUUCACCAGCAGAUAAUGGGGCUAAUUCUGUUUUUUCCCAACUGGAAAAUAGUACAAAUCAUUUUUCCUCACAGAUUGAAGGAAACACUAAUUCCUCCUUUCUAAAGGGAGGUAAUGGUGAAAAUGCAGUUUUUCCUUCACAAGUCAAUGUUGCAAAUGACUUUAAUAGCACCAGUGCCCAACAGUCAGCACCUGAAAAGGUGAAAAAAGACCGUGGGCGGGUCCCAAAUGGGAAGGAAAGAAAACCCAAGCACAACAAAAGGGCUAAAUGGCCUGCAAUUAUCAGAGAUGGGAAAUUUAUCUGUAGCAGGUGUUACAGGGCUUUUACUAAUCCCAGAUCUCUGGGUGGACACUUAUCUAAGCGAUCUUACUGUAAACCACUGGAUGGAGCAGAAAUUGCUCAAGAACUUCUACAGAAUAAUGGACAGCCUUCUCUUCUUGCCAGCAUGAUUCUCUCCACAAAUGCGGUAAAUUUGCAGCAGCCGCAACAGUCUACCUUCAGUCCAGAAGCAUGUUUUAAAGAUCCAUCGUUCCUGCAACUUCUUGCUGCUGAAAAUCGCUCAUCUACAUUUUUACCAAAUACAUUUCCUCGGACUGGUGUGACUAGUUUUAGUACCAGUGUUAGUCAAGAAGGAAGUGAAAUAAUUAAACAGGCUUUGGAAACUGCUGGCAUUCCCAGUACAUUUGAGGGUGCCGAAAUGCUUUCUCAUGUUCCAACAGGUUGUGUUUCAGAUGCGGCACAAGUAAGUGCAACAGUGAUGCCAAAUCCAGCUGUGCCACCCCUGUUGCAGACUGUAUGCCACCCAAACCCCCUGCUGACAAACCAGAAUAGGACACCAAACUCCAAAACUUCCUCCAUUGAGGAAUGCAGCAGUUUGCCUGUUUUCCCAACAAAUGACUUACUACUGAAGACUGUUGAAAAUGGUUUGUGUUCUAGUUCAUUCCCCAAUUCUAAUGGGCCAUCACAAAAUUUUACCAAUAACAGUUCACGUGUUUCAGUUAUAAGUGGUCCUCAGAACACGAGGUCUAGUCAUUUAAAUAAGAAGGGAAACAGUGCUUCGAAGAGAAGAAAGAAAGUUGCUCCUCCCCUAAUUGCACCUAAUGCUUCCCAAAACUUGGUAACAAGUGACUUAACAGCAAUGGGACUUAUAGCAAAGAGUAUAGAGAUACCAACUAGUAACCUCCAUUCAAAUGUAAUUCCAAAUUGUGAGCCUCAGGGUUUGGUGGAAAACCUAACACAGAAAUUAAAUAAUGUUGACAAUCAGUUAUUUAUUACUGAUGUGAAAGAAAACUUUAAAACCAAUCUUGAGUCCCAUACAGUGUUAGCUCCUUUAACAUUAAAAACUGAAAAUGGUGAUUCCCAAAUGAUGGCUUUGAAUUCGUGCACAACUUCAAUAAAUUCUGAUUUGCAGAUUUCUGAAGACAAUGUUAUACAAAACUUUGAAAAGACUCUUGAAAUUAUUAAAAGUGCUAUGAAUUCUCAAAUACUUGAGGUAAAAAGUGGAUCUCACAGUGUUGGUGAAACAUCACAGAAUGCCCAAAUAAAUUAUAACAUUCAGCUUCCUUCAGUAAAUGCUGUACAAAAUAACAAGUUACCUGAUUCUUCUCAGUUUUCUUCCUUCAUAGGUGUCAUGCCAGCAAAAAGUAACAUUCCUCCAUCUGAAGUAUUACAUAAGGAGGAUCAAAUACAGGAAAUUUUAGAAGGCUUGCAGAAAUUAAAAUUAGAAAAUGACCUGUCCACUCCAGCACCCCAGUGCGUACUAAUAAAUACAUCAGUGACACUGACUCCCACUCCUGUUAAACCAAUUCCAAAUGUCACAGUUAUUCAGCCAGUUUCCGAAAUGAUAAGCAACAUUCAGUUUAGUGACAAAGUUAAUAAACCCUUUGUGUGUCAAAACCAAGGCUGUAAUUACAGUGCUAUGACAAAGGAUGCUUUAUUUAAGCACUAUGGUAAGAUUCAUCAGUACACUGCAGAGAUGAUUCUUGAAAUUAAGAAGAAUCAGUUGAAAUUUGCUCCAUUUAAAUGUGUAGUACCUACCUGUACAAAAACAUUUACAAGAAAUUCUAAUCUCCGGGCACACUGUCAGUUGGUCCAUCAUUUUACAACAGAAGAAAUGGUAAAGUUAAAAAUAAAACGGCCUUAUGGAAGAAAAUCUCAGAGUGAAAAUUUGUCAGCCCCACGAGUUACACAAGCAAAAAGACAGCUAACUAUGACAGAGGAAAAUAAAAGAGAAUUGCAGCCCACUUUAGACUUGGGAGCAAUGAAGGAAAAUGCCCUCGGUAAUGUAGCAGUGAUCCCAGAAAAACAACUUGUAGAAAAAAAAAGUCCUGAAAAAACAGAAAGUUCUGUGCAAGUGAUCACAGUUACUUCAGAACAAGGUAAUACAAAUUCUCUCGCAAACAUACAAACCAAAGGACGGAAAAUUAGGAGACAUAAAAAAGAAAAGGAGGAGAAAAAACGCAAGAAGCCAGUUUCUCACUCCCUUGAGUUUCCAACAAGAUACAGUCCCUACAGACCUUAUCGAUGUGUUCACCAGGGUUGCUUUGCCGCUUUUACUAUACAGCAAAACUUAAUUCUGCAUUACCAGGCUGUACACAAGUCAGAUCUACCUGCGUUUUCUGCAGAGGUUGAAGAAGAAAGUGAAGCUGGUAAAGAAAGUGAAGAAAUUGAAACUAAACAGACUGUGAAAGAAUUUCGAUGUCAGGUGAGUGACUGUUCUCGAAUUUUCCAAGCAAUUACUGGCCUGAUACAACACUACAUGAAACUUCAUGAAAUGACUCCUGAGGAGAUUGAAAGUAUGACUGCUUCUGUGGAUGUUGGGAAAUUUCCAUGUGACCAGUUAGAGUGUAAGUCUUCAUUUACCACAUACUUGAACUAUGUUGUUCAUCUUGAGGCAGAUCAUGGAAUUGGGAUAAGGGGAAGUAAAACUGAAGAAGAUGGCAUAUACAAGUGUGACUGUGAAGGCUGUGACCGUAUAUAUGCAACUCGGUCAAAUCUUCUCCGACACAUUUUUAAUAAGCAUAAUGACAAACACAAAGCUCAUUUGAUUCGGCCAAGAAGAUUAACACCUGGUCAGGAAAAUAUAUCAAGCAAAGCAAACCAAGAAAAGACAAAGUCUAAGCAUCGGGGGACAAAACACAGAUCUGGAAAGGAAGGAAUCAAAAUGCCUAAGACAAAACGAAAGAAAAAAAAUAAUUUAGAAAACAAAACUGCGAAAAUUGUGCAGAUUGAAGAAAAUAAGCCUUAUUCUCUGAAACGUGGAAAGCACGUAUAUUCUAUAAAGGCUAGAAAUGAUGCCUUAUCUGAGUGUACAAGCAGAUUUGUGACCCAGUAUCCAUGUAUGAUAAAAGGGUGUACAUCGGUUGUUACAAGUGAAAGCAAUAUAAUUAGACAUUAUAAAUGCCAUAAAUUAUCAAAGGCAUUUACAUCACAACACCGUAAUCUUCUCAUUGUCUUCAAACGGUGUUGCAGCUCACAACUAAAGGACACUUCUGAGCAAGAAGGUGAUAAGAGUGAUGUGAAAAAUUCUGACGCAUGUGUAUCAGAGAGCAACGAUAACUCCAGAACAGCUACAGUUCCACAGAGAGAAAGUGAAAAAAACGAGAAAGAUGAAAUGGAUGAGCUAACAGAAUUAUUUAUUACAAAAUUAAUAAAUGAAGAUAAUGCAAGUGUGGAGACCCAAGCUCAUACCUCUUCAAAUGUAAGUAAUGAUUUUCAGGAAAAUAACCCCUGCCAGUCAGAAAAACAAAAAACAAGUAAUUUGAAGAGAGUUAAUAAAGAAAAAAAUGUCUCCCAAAAUAAAAAGAGAAAAGUUGAAAAAGCAGAACCAGCAUCAGCAGUUGAGUUAAGUAGUACACACAAAGAAGAAGAAACUGCUGUUGCAAUUCAAACCACGGAGGAGCAUCCUGCAUCUUUUGACUGGAGCUCAUUUAAACCAAUGGGAUUUGAAGUAUCAUUUCUGAAGUUUCUUGAGGAGUCUGCAGUGAAGCAGAAGAAAAAUUCUGACAAAGACCAUCCAAAUAGUGGAAAUAAGAAAGGAUCCCAUUCAAAUUCAAGAAAAAAUACUGAUAAGACUGCUGUGACUAGUGGAAAUCAUGUAUGCUCUUGUAAAGAAAGUGAAACCUUUGUACAGUUUGCCAAUCCAUCACAGCUUCAGUGCAGUGAUAAUGUAAAAAUUGUUUUAGACAAGACUCUUAAAGAUUGCACUGAACUUGUGUUAAAACAACUUCAGGAAAUGAAACCUACCGUCAGUCUGAAAAAACUUGAAGUACAUUCAGAUGAUCCAGAUGUGUCUGUUAUGAAAGAAAUUAGUAUGGGUAAAGCCACAGGUAGAGGGCAGUACUGAUAACUAAUGUACUAUAAAUACAUUAUUUACGGUUUUAUUUUAAGUAGAAGCCAUCAAGCAUGCUAGAGUUGUGAAACUUUCUCAUUAAUUUUUGUUGCUGACAUGAAUUAACCUGGCCAAAAAAAGGAAAAAGAAAAAAAAAACAUGACAUUUGUCAUGUAAAACUUUUUUUUUUUAUCCCUAUGGGACUUGAGGAACAGAAUCAAUACUUCAGUUAUUGUAAAUAGUUGAGCUACACCUCAAAUUUCUAUCAGCCAGUUGCCCUUUCCAUGAACUAAAUUGAAUUAUCUGUGUGAUUGUUAUGUUUCACCAGGUCACUGCUCAUGUAGAACAGUAGUUUUUGUAGAUAUCUUUUUUGUACAUAUUUAUUAUUGUAAAUCAUUUGCUGCCACCAGCAGUGUGUAAGUCUAAACUAUUAAAUGACACAUUUAUAUUUGGAAUUUUAAUUUUUAACUAAGUGAUCAAGUUUUUAAAACUGUUCUUUUAUUGUUUUAAAUUAAGAAUUUUUUGAACUAAAAGUAGAAACUCUGCCAUGGUUCAUUGAUUUUUUUUUUUUUUACAUAAAACAUUUAUUUACAAGAUCUCAAAAUUACUUUUCACAAAGUAGGCACAUUAUAUCAACACCUUGCUCUGCUUUGUAAAUUUAUCCUCCAGGAUUUUGGGAUGGUAUUCAUGUGAAAUUAUAGCAGAUUCUUUAGCAGUUUCCUAUAGCUACAGGUUUUUUUCAAUGCUUCUAAUUGGAUAUAGUUACUAUGAUUCCAUGAAAUAUAAUGGAAAUGUGAAUAAAGAAUUUACUACAUCAAAGAUUUUAAACAUUUGGUAUUAAAAAAAAAUCCUUUGUGAAUGUGAUAGAAACUAGUAGUGUGGAGCAGUGUAAAUAUUUGAGGUGGUGAUUUGUGAAGUAGCCCAGUAUUGCCUUAAAUAAAAUCACAUUUCAUUUCUUGUUUUAUACAUGUGAUCUUAUAAAGUUUUUUUUUUCCAUUUUCUGAGAUUUAUAGAUUGGUGUAUAGCUUUAAACUGUAUAAACUUUUGUGGAAAGAUUUUUUUAAACAUUUUUAUAAAUCUUAAAAUUGAUAUCAUCAAAGUGAGCCCAUCUUGUGUUUAUAAAAUGCAAGAGUCCUUAACAUUUAUAAUUACAUAGAUGAAACACUUUCUAUAAGGAAGUUGGAUGUUUUGAUUUUACUGUUUAUAGAUGUUAGAUUGUACAGAUUUGUAUUUUCCCACCACAUCUAAUGAUACUUUUUUCAUUAGAUUGGUCUUCCAGAGCAGUAUUAGUUGUUAUAAUUGAUUAUUUUGGUUAUUCAGUAUAUAGUUAGCUCUUACAGUUUAGCUUUAUUCACCAUAUUUAUACUGUGGAUUCACGGCAGAGAUAGAGGUUAUUUCAGGAGAGUUUAUUACCUUCAUUUGAAGUCCAACUAAAGUCAGUACUGGAAACAAAAGAAAACAUCUUUUGAAUUUACUUUUGUUUCUGUUUGCCAUAUAUAGUAGCAUUGAUUUUUGACUUUGUGUUUGUUAUAAACCAGUUGCAUUCACAAUAUUAUUAGCCUGAGAUAUUGACGAUGUUGUAAUAAUAUGAAAAUGUGUAUAUUCCCUGUGCAACAUCAGAUUUGCAGGAAAAGUGAAGCACUUAACUGAAAUUGCUGGUACUCUGAAUAAAUAAGCAUGGUCAAGGAGUGAAUUAUUUUCUUUUGGAAAAUAUUUUUUUAAGUUUUAUUAAAGUAUUAUAGUUUUAUUUUUAGGGCCUAAUGGGUUAUAUUGAAUAGUUGGUUUCACCUCCUUAAGGUUUAUUACCAAUAUGCAUAAAACUUGACAAACUAAAAUCCCUUCCCUUUGGUAAGCCCACUGUUAUUUAUUAAAAUAAAAGUUGUUCGUAUGGGUAAUUAAUACAUGUUUUUUUCCUACAUUAACAAUAACUUAACUGAAUAAUUUUUAAUAUUAAAUUUUUGUUACCAACUGAAUGUUUCUGUACAGUUUUCUUGGAAGUUGACCUAGCUCUUAAAGAUAGGCAUUUGGCAAAACUGCCCUAAAUAGUACAGUAGCAAGGAGAUUUAUUUCUGGUGAAUGUAGUGAUGAGCCACCGUUAAGUGAAAAUACCAUUGUAUUGGGGCUUUUCUUUUGCUCAUUAGCUCAAGAAAAUUCACCCUUAGACAUUUCUGUAAUUGUUCUACAUGUCAGGAGAAGGUUUGCCAACACCGAAUUAAUAUUUUUUAUAUUCCAGGUACUGUUUGCUAAAAGUAAUUAUGGCAGAGUGGGCUUUUUAGCAUGGAACAGAAAAAUCAAGUUAUGGUAUAAAAUAUUAAUUUAUAGAACAGCAUGUUGGUAAAAUUUGAUAUGGAAUGUAAUGCCUAAGUAUUAAAAAAGUAAUCUUAAAGUAUAUAUUUUUCAUGUAUACUUUUCCUCAGUCUGUUGUCUUGAGAUACUGUCUUCCUACAGCCUUAGUUUGCCUAGGUUUUAUCAUUUAAAAAUGGAUUUUUUUCCCCUCUUCUAAACCCAAAGAAUAUGAAUCUACAGAUCAGAACGUACUCAAAAUGUAUCGUGAAGUGAAAAGGUAACAGUUUGGGAGAUUUUCAGCAAUGUUAAAUUCAGCAUAAAUUAUUUUAAAGGGCUAGACAGAGAUCGAGUUUUGGCAAGGCAGUGUUUUGAUCAUGGGUAAGCAAACAGUUGCUAUAGCUGUUAAGACUACAUAAAUACUAUAGCUAGAGAUAACAAAGAGGGAAUGCGCUAUUGCAGGGGUGGGUGUUUAUGAAAGUCUGUAGAAAAGUGAUUCUUGAAAGAUGAAGGACCAGUCCUUGGAUGGUCAUAGGGGAAACGAAUUCUAGGUAUGGAGGUAUGAUGAAGCAGCAUAGUGCAUUUGCAGUAUUGCAAGUGGUUUAUGUGGAAAGAUAGGGGGUUGGAGAAGCUGAAGAGGAAAUGAGCCAGAUCAUGAAGGUUCUUGUAUGCCAUAUAGUUUUCAGUUUUGAUUUAUUAAGUGGUUACUGAAUGCAUUUAAGUUCAACGAUUUGACCAGAUGCCAAUUUUAGAAAGAUAAUUGGUAUUAUAUAGAGGAUAGAUUGGAUAAGUUGGGAGUUAAAAGCAGGGAGGCUUGAGGCAAAAAAUGGUGGGGGCCAGAAGAAAAGAUGUUAACAGAGUUGAGAAGCAGUAGAACAGUCAGGCAGGCAACCUUUUUCAAAAUGCUUAUUGUAAUGAGUUACUACCAGGUUGGAACUUCUGUCAUCAGAGUUUUCUAAACUGCAUGUUCUAGCUCGCUCUUAAAAGAAUCCAAUGCACAGUAGUAUAUUAAAGACUGAAAGUUCUGUGCAGAGAACAUGUUAACUGUUAAAUGGGAAUUUUUCAGACUUAACUGACAAGGAAAAUAUUUUUCUUUUUUAAUGUUAAUACUCAGAUAUAACCUACUAAGUGUUCUAAGGAGCACAUUUUAGGAAACAGUCCUCUGAAAUGGCAUUCAUUAAACCAGGGCUGAGAAUCAGCAGGUGUGUGCACCAGUGCAGCAUGUAUCAGCUGUUUACAAGUGGUGAUUUUUCUGAUUGGCCAAUUUAUCCAUUCCAAUUGAUAAGUUUCACAUGUCCUUUUACAACAUUUUUUUUAAUUUUAUAUUGUUUAUUAUCUGUGCCUCCCAACACUACCUACCUCUCAAUGAACAAAAUGAUAGUAUCUGCUUUAUUUCUCAGUGGUUUUGCUCAUUAGAGGUGCUUCAUUUCAGUGAUUUGCUCUCCAUAAAUGGGAGCCCUACAUGUAUCACUUCCAUAUUUGGAAUUCAGAUUCCCUUUGUCCAGCCACAAACUGGUAGCUCACCUGCUUGGGAUAUCUCCACUAAAAGAUACUUCUACCUCAUCUCAACUAGUCAGUUAAUCCUACCACUUGCUCAUUAUUCAUCCCCUCACCCUGUCCUCAACUUGUCCUACUUAGAGACUAGAUUCAGCUGUUACAUGCACUCCUUUGCAGGUAUCCUCAGAUCAUGCCCCUCUCUCUGUCGUGUUCUAGAACAAUUUUCAAAACCUGUCUGCCUUUGAGCAGUUGAGUGGGAGGAAAUUACUACAACAGGCAAGUUUAUAAUCUCAAAGAGACUCAAAAUUGCCUGGCAGUUUUUCUGCAGUGUUACUGUAAUACCUUGCUUCCACAAACUUAAAUGAUUUCCUUUUUUCCCAGUUUUCCUACUCACUUCAUCAAUGCGCUUUUAAUCACAUUUGCUGAGAAACUAGAAAAACUGACCGGAAUUUUCUCCACUUUUCACCACCAAAUUUAUAAGCCCAUCUACAGAUCUGCACUCUUAACCAAAAAUCAAUCCUUCCUCACCUCAAAAACUUUGAAUUAGCUACUCUGUUUUCAUCAAACUUUCUCCUACUAGAUCCUUUUCAACAGUCUAUGUAUGUGCCCUAGUAGCUACUAUUCUUAAAAAAGGGGGGUGGGGGGGCGCCUGGGUGGCUCAGUCGUUAAGCGUCUGCCUUCGGCUCAGGUCAUGAUGCCAGGGUCCUGGGAUCGAGCCCUGCAUUGGGCUCCCUGCUCCGUGAAAAGCCUACUUCUCCCUCUCUCACUCCCCCUGCUUGUGUUCCCUCUUUCACUGUGUCUCUGUCAAAUAAGAUCUUUUUUUAAAAAGGGGGGGUUAAUAUGGGGAGGGCGAUUCCAUCUAACUAUAAUCCUUUUUAUUUAGUUCCCAUCAGAGCUAAUCUGAGUUGUCAAACAUUCCAUUUCUUCUCAUUUAAUCCCACUUUAUAUAUCAUCCCACAACUGUUACGAAAUUGCUUUCAUCAGGAUCACCAUUCUUUUCCAUGCUGCCGUAUCUGUUCUUUUUUCUGCUCAUUCACUGUCUUAGGAGCAUUCAUCAGGGUUAAUGACUUACUCCUGGAAAUAUUCUCUCUUGGUUGUCUUACCUUUUCUGGCUGCUCCAUCAGUGAGUCCAACCCUGUUUCCUCUCCCAAUACCUGACCUUGGCUUAUUGUAUAUGUCUCCACUCUCUCUCGAUGAUUUAGUCCCUUCUCUGGCGUUCAGUAUGAAUGUACCAUCACACCCAAAUUUAUACCUCUAAGACCAAACUGUUCAUAGUUCCAGGCUUGUAAUUUCAACUGCCUACCUCAAAAUUAAACAACACCCCAAAUCAUUUCUUUCCCUACCCCAGCUUCAAUCUGUUCCUCUCCCAGUAUCCCUAUUUGGAUAAGUGAAAUCACUACCUAGGUUUCUCAGUCUAGGUUCUCUAACAUCAUCAUGGUAACCACUUCAUACCCUUUCUCUAUGUUUGGUCACAAGUAUAGGCAUUUUUACCUCAAGCGAAAAGGAACCCACUUCUCAUCAAAUCAUUUCUUGCAUAGACCACUGUAAUAUUCUUACGAGCUUUCUUCGGAAUAUUCCCCACGAAAAGCUAGGUUAAUUUAUUUUAAGUAAUUUUAGUUUGUGGGGAGUGAGUGGAGAAAAAAUUUUUUCUUCACAUUGCCCUUUGAAUAAAAUAAGGUGUUUGUUUUACUAUGAUGCCUGCCUAUCUAAAUACAUCUUGUUGCUCCUCUUUGCCCAUUGUGUUCUAGCCACAUUGCUUUCUCUUGAGUUCCUCAAGCCAGGCUCUUUCACAUCUCAAGGUCCUUGCACUAGCUGUUCUUUGACUUGGAAUGCUGUAUUUUACUGUGUACUCACUCAUUCUUUAGGCCUUAGGCCUCAGCCCCAUUAUCAAUUACUCCAUUGCACCAUUCAGCUUUCCUUGAUAGCAUUUAUCAGGUUGUAAUUGCUUUUUAUUCUCUGCCAUGGAACAAUCCGGUACCUUGCACAUGCUACAUAUUUAGUGGUAGUAAAAACUUCUUGAAUGCUUAAAUGGGAGAUAAAGAGACCUUGAUUCUGACUCUCCUGGAGCUCAGAGUCUACACAAUUACUAUAAUUAUUAGUACUAAGGGCAUUAUAAGAAUAUAUAAUAGGGUGAGAAUUUGGUACUAUGUAGUCUGUGGCGAGGGAAAAGUUAGUAAAGACUUCUCUAAAGAAGGCGAUAAGGGGAGGGAAGUUAGAGAAAACUUCAGGCUUGUUUUAAAAGUUCAUUCUGGUGAGGGAGUGUUCCAGUGGAAAAUUCAAGGAAACCAGUUAAGGAGGCUAAGUUGUCCAGGGAAGAACAAAUACUGUCUUGAAGAGUGGUGAUUGCUGAAGGAGAAAAGUGGACAGACUUGAAAGAUCUAGGAUAUUUGACAGGACUUGAUCAUUAUGGGUUAUGGGGAAAGAGGAAGAGGAUAGAAAUUGAGAAAAUUUACAGGUUUUGGUUUGAAUAAAUGAUUGAAGAAAUGUUAUUUAGGUACGUGAGGAUAAAAGAGCAGUUUUGUGAGUUGAUGAUUGCCUAAGGGAAGAGUAUAGAAAAGGAUCCAGGACCUAACUCUGAGAAACUCAGAAUUUCAAAGUAGAUAGAAAUAAGAAGAAUCAUGAGACUUGUAGGUUGGAACUAUUUCAAGGUAUCACAUUCUCCUGAGAUAAGGAAAUUGUAAAGUACCCUUUGGAUUUAGUGGUAAGAAAGUAAUCCAUGACCUUUGCAAUUACUUAGUUUGAGUGGAAGUCAGUUUGAGAAGUGUAGAAAGCAAGUGUAAACACCUAUUUUUGGUGUUUUAUUGAAAUGACAAGAGAGGACUGAUAACAAUGGUUGCUAAAGAGUGUCAUGGAGUCCAACCAGUUUUUCAUAGUAUAAGCAAAUCGAGCAUAUUCAAGUUGCAUUGAGAAGGAUUUGGUAGAGAGAAGGGGUUAAGAUGUGAAAAAUAGCAUAUGUUGUAAAAUUCUUAGGUUUUAGCUUGGGUAAUUGUGAAUGGUGACGCUGUUUGCCAAGGUAAUAUAGAAGGAAUAGGAUUGGAAGAAAGGUUAAUACUGAGUUUGAGGUUCUUAUACGUCAUUAAGGCAGAGAGGAAUAGUGAUCAGUUCUUUAUAGGGGUCUGAAACUACAGUUGUGGGCUUUAAUCCCUUGAGUACAAGUAUUUUGACUUCUGUCUCAUCAGCAUUUUGCUCAAUCUGAGGUACAGUGAGCACUUACUUUGCUGGAAUUGAAAGAAAUAGCAAGCAUGUAAGGAAAGAUAAAUCACCAAGGAGAGAACCCUGAGGAACACCAACACUUAGUGGGCAGGAAAAAAAGAAACUAGCAAAGAAGACUUGGAAAGGAAGGUUUAAGUUAGGUGAGGACUAGGAAUGGAGGUAGGGUGUGGGGCAUUAUGGAAGCUGGAGGAGAAUGUUGAGGAUAGUUGGUCCUGUAUUGUGCCACUGGGAGAUCAUUAAGAAUAAAGAGGCUACUAGAAUUAAUCUUUGGUAGUCAUUGAUCUUUAAAGAAGUUUUGGUGGAUGCCAAGUAAUGUUUGUUUAGUCAUAUUCAAUUGGUGAAUGAGCUAAGGAAGUCAAGGCAAUGAAUUAAGUAUCUUGCACGAAAGAAAAGGAAAUUGGCCAGUGCUUUCCCUUAUUUAUAGAGAGAUUUUAAGAUAAGUCUUAAAAUAUUUGUGGAUUCUGGGGACGUACCUGUUAAAGAGGUCGAAGUUUGAGUAGUAGAUGGAACCUGGUCUUAAGAAUACAGGUUAGAAAUACUAGCUUUACACAAUUAAAAAUGACAUCUCUUAGACUUGUUUUUGUGUUUGUUUUUUAAGAUUUUAUUUAUUUAUUUGACAGCACAAGCAGAGGGAGAGGGAGAAGCAGGCUCCCCACUGAGCAGGGAUCACGAUGUUGGGCUCGAUCCCAGGACCCUCGGAUCAUAAUCUGAGCCGAAGGGAAAUGCUCAACCAACUGAGCCACCCAUGCACCCUACUUUCUUAGACUAUUGUUAAGUAGAAAUGUUGAGCUCCUUGUCUUGAAGAAAGGAAACAGAAAUAUACAGGAUAGCAAGCCUUGGAAAAGUAGGAGACCAAGGUUUAAAUGGUAAAGGUUUGAGUUGAAGAAUGGGGGAAGGAGCUAAGUAGCAGAUAUAAAAGGAUUACUGAUCAGCAUUCAAUGCACAGCUGAACUGAGAGCAUGAACUUGUAGUGGCACCAUCUGUAUGAUUAUGUACUAUUUCCAGUACUGUUCUUCAGCUUGAAUGGAGGAGAAAGAAGAGGUUGGAUAGUUCUGGCAGGAGUAAAUACAUCAAUGAAUUGAGCCCAAUUAGAGUAGGAAACAAAGCCAAAAGGACUGAAGAGAAGAGCGUGGUCAAGGGACUAGAGGUCUUUGUGGCACCAAAGAAAGGGUAUAAUGGGAAUAAAGCCAAGAUUUAGGUAUGAAAGACCAGGGCAUUGAAAUUUAAGAUUUUAGGAGUAAUGCAGCUUGCAGUGUUUGGAAAUAGCUGUAGUAGAUCGCUGAAUUAGAAUGUAGAUGAAAGUUACUGGAGUUGAAAAAUUUAAAGAAUUUUUGUCUAAUUUAUUGAAUGGACUGUGUACAGAAGAUAUCCCUAGUAGGAACUGGGUGUAAGGAGAGAGUCAAGUGCUGAAGUCCUUAAUUAAGAGGUUUGUCAGGGAGAAUGCUUCCAGGCUGUGUGGGACAUGUAAGGAUUUUGGGGAAGUAGAUUCUUGCAUCCUCUUGGCCCAGAAGUCUUGGGAGAUCCGGAUUCAGUUAAGGUUGCAGAAUACAAAUUUGUGAAGUAGCCAACAGUUCUAGAGAUAACCCUUUAAAGAACAUAAUAGAAUUGGAACGCGUAAGCAGAAGUCAGGGAGAGGAAUUAGAAUAGUAAGAAUGGAGAUAGUAGGGAGAGGGCAUUUAUAGUGACCAAGAAGAGAGAGAAGCUUUGAAUACUUCAAGACCAAGGCUACAGUCUAACAAGAAUCUGCUGUUUCUAGCUCUCCCAGGCCUAGGUCCCAUGUAUCAGAUGUGCUAAUGACAGUAACAGUUAAUAUUUAUUGGCUGCUACUAUGUGCUAGACUGUGCUUAAGAGCUUUCCUUGUAUUUCCGUUUAUUGUUACAUCAAUUCUUAUGUGCUUAUAUUCUCAUUUUAAGAUGAAAUUGAGUAAGGUGAGGAAAGGCUUAAGUAUCUUGCCUGAGUUAAACAGCUAGUAUGUGACAUAGCCGAGAGUUCAAACUAUGUUCAUUGACUCCAGAGCUUGUAUAUGCCUUUAUUUGGAAAACAUAGGCUGCCAAAUGAAGUAACAAGUUGCUCAGUGUCUUUAUUUGGAACGAUGUAAAAAAAUGUCGUGAUAGCUGAAGAGAAUUCUCCCCCAGGCGAUUAGUAUAUGAUUCGUAAAUGAUAUUUUUAAUGUUACAUACAUAUAUAUAUUGUUUGUUGUUGUUUACAGUUAAUCAAUAUUGAUUCCAAAGGGGAAAAAAAAAGAUGAACUUCUGGAAUCAAGUCUGGCACCAUGAAGAAGGUAGCUGUGUUGAUGAAAGUAGGGAGCACAGAAGAACAAAGGGCUCACUACUAGAGAUCUUUGCUGCAGCUGUGCACUCUUAAGCCAAAAAAGCUAAGAGAAAGGAAAAUAAGCAGUUGUGGAGGGGUUGAAUGGAUUCUGACCAGCUAGCUGUCUUUUCACUCUAUAGCUGAUGUGUAUUGGGAGCCCUAUAAUUAAAUUAGUAGAUGUUUUGUUUGCUGCCAGUUCAGCUUCCAGGUUCUUGUGUUCCCUCAAAGUAACUAUGGGCAUGUUAGAAGGAUGUUCACUAUGCAAGCUGCCCUUAAAACAGCCUUUAGUACUACCAUCCCUAGAUCCCCUAAAAACCCCUGUCACCCAGGGGUUUGUUGGAAAAGAGGAAUGGGGCGUCAGGGUGAUAAUGAUAGCCCUCAUGUGCUGUGGUCCCUCUACAGCAGUGAAGUGUUUACAUCACUGGGCUUUUGAGGACACAGAGUAGCUUUCAAACUAUUAAGGAGCGGAUCACACCAGGAAAUUCUUCAUUGGAAACAGGUACCUAAGAGUCACCCCUACAAGGAGAGUGCCCCCCUUCUCACCAAGCCAAAGUAACCCCUUUUAUGUGGAGGCUUCAAGAUGUUAACCAACACCUAAACACAGGAAGGGGGAUGGGAUAUAAAGAGAAUCAAUCUCUUAUGUAUUUGCAAAAAUAUUUCAACAGUCAAUACAGUCCAAAUAUUCAAACAAGUCAUUUUGGCAGUUCUUAUCUGUUACCUCCAACCCUAAAACACAGUUACCUGGUAAACACAUUAUUAUAUUUACUUAUUUGAAAAUUUCAAAGCAAUCCUUAAGAGUGUUUACUAAACCUACUUAACAGCUUCUUAAAGCUGGAGCAUUACAAAGUUUUUCUCAAGUAUAUAUGCCCUCAAAGGGAAUUUUCUCAUCCCAUGAUGGCAUUUGGGUGGUGGGUCUAACCUUAUUUAGGCAGUUUAAAAUGAAUUCUCAAGCCCUGCCCCAUAAGAGGAAAAAGUAAGCCUUUUUAUAGAUGAGGACAGUGACGUGGGGAAAAGUAAUGACUUGUAAUAGUAAACGUACAAAACAGGUCUGACCCCUCACUUAGAAUGCUUUCUCUACUGUCCUGCUGGCUGAAAGUGGAGAUUCAAAGCAGAAGGAUGAAUGUGGAGAGUGUCAGGACUAUAUGGUGAAAUUUAUCAUUGCAAAUAUGGAAGGCGGUGCAAUAUACUUAGGAGUAAAUAAGGCAAAAUUCUAAGUACUGUCAUAUGUUGCGGCAUAUGUUGAUGUCUUACACUUUAAAAAUAGGUUUCUUAAUGUAGCCUACAUGUUACCAGUAUAAAAUGAGAAACAAGCAAUUCUAAAAUCUUGAUCCUACACCAGCUCCCCAGCCAAAGUUGAUGAGCCAGAAGUAUGAGACGCAACAACUGUUUUGCUAGAAGUGAAAUGACCAGAAACAUCCAGAAUGUUCAACCUAAUGGUGUGAGCCUUUCUACCACAAAAUGGUAAAAUCACUGAGAUUUUAACUGUUAUUCUUUCUAAGCCAAUAUUCCCAACAAUGAAAGAAAAAUUGAAUUUUGAUUUUAAAACUGUCGGCAGAAACCCAGUCCUAUAGGAUGUAUACAUUUUUUUCUUUCCCUUUUCGUUGACCAAGCUCUAACAUCUGUGUAGGCAGCUUUUCUCAGAAGUACAACACUAAAGCGAAGGGCAGAUAUGCUCCAUUCGUCAGAGCUUUCAGGUCUUUGGUACAUUGAAUUGGGCUGUCAAGGGGAGCAACAGUUAAAAGUACUGAGCUCAAAGAUCCUAAAGGGAGGCUUGGGAAGCCAAAGACUGAAAUCUGGCGUUAUCUAUCUCAUAUGGGCAAUAGAUUAUAUUUAAUAAACAGUUGUGUCAGACCUCUAAGUUCAUUAUAUGUCAACUCAAUCACAGCCAUAGAAAGGAAGUAGCUGGUAUUGGAGGUAAUUGUCACAAUUUUUAUUCAGUUGUCACCACCUGACUCAUCUAUUCUGAAAGACCCAUGUGCUCUUACUGAGGUCAAACCUAGAAUACUGCUUGAAGGAAAAUUUAAAUUGUAGUUACAAUGGUAGAUAUGUGCGUGUACACAUACACACAUGUAUACCUUCAGAGAAAGUAAACAUUGUAGUAGAUUUCAUAAUUCUGUCAGAAUGGGAAGAAAGACCAUCUCACCAUUUUGAUUUGGUAAAGUCUGCAUCUAAAUCCUGUUAUUACCUUGCUUUCCCAUCUUUAUCAGAGGCCAUGUUCAUAUUGACUUCACAAAAAAAAAAAUUACGUACACUCCUUUUCAGCAAACGUAUGCAUGUUCUAUUCAAUAAAUAUUCAGAUGUUUUUUAAGUA